Corythoichthys intestinalis (scribbled pipefish) is the source of this 2459-nucleotide messenger RNA. RefSeq names its product intraflagellar transport 46 homolog (Chlamydomonas) (gene ift46). The record is from RefSeq and is a predicted model, not a curated record. NCBI's taxonomy places the organism in Eukaryota, Metazoa, Chordata, Actinopteri, Syngnathiformes, Syngnathidae. Gene Ontology annotation, biological process: intraciliary transport; cilium assembly. Gene Ontology annotation, cellular component: motile cilium; intraciliary transport particle B; centrosome. The transcript has 6 exons. The coding region runs from base 291 to 1247 and encodes 318 amino acids.
AGAGAGCGCCUUUUUAACCUGCUGUUUUGUUGGAUAAUCGAAGAAGAACAUGCAUUACGCGUCGAGAGAAGAAGAAAACAACAAUAUGGCGUCUUCGGUUGCUAGGCUACAGAAGCGUUUGUGUACUUUUGUAGCAAGCAAGAGCUAAUUAAGACUGGGAGCUGCUUGUUUGUUUGUUUUUUUUUUUGGACAUUUCAGUCCAAGGACGGCGGCGACUGGAAUUCCGUUGCGGAAAAUCAUUCAAAGCUCAUUGUUCGCUGAUGCUAGAGGGCUAACGUUAGCAUUUCUCCAUGGAGCGAGCCGACAGACGACUGUUGAAGAACCAACCGUUCGACGAAAGCGUUGAUGUCAGCGACUCGGCGGAGGAGACGAGCAUUCGCGUCCAGGCCGAGCUCGGGAGAAACAGGAGAGGUCGCGGCAUGAUGUCCAACCACAGCAGCGGCGACGAGAUGGACGAAGACCGAGAGCCCGUGAGGGCCAAAGAUCUGAUGGGAGGUCAGGCCGGGGUCAGUCCUAACGAGGAGGACGACGAGGACGAAGAAGAAGACGCCGACGAUUCGGAGGACGAUGAUGACGAGUCGACGAAGGACCCCGAGGGGAUGUACGACCCGGCUGACUACGACAACCUCCCCGUCAGCACUGAGAUCAAAGAGUUAUUUCAGUACAUCGUGCGGUACUGCCCUGAGUCCAUCGAGCUAGAAUACAGCCUGAGACCCUUCAUCCCGGAUUACAUCCCUGCCGUGGGCGACAUCGACGCCUUUCUAAAGGUCCCGAGGCCGGACAACAAACCGGACGGGCUCGGCCUUCUGGUUUUGGACGAGCCCAGCAUCAAACAGUCCGACCCCACGCUGUUGUCGUUGUGGUUUUCCGAGGAAACCAAGCAGCACGCCACCAGCGAGCUCAAGGUGACCAGCGUCUCCAGUCCCCAGUCCAAUCCACGCGCCGUGGACAGCUGGGUGGAGAGCAUCGGCGCCCUGCACCGCUCCAAGGCGGCGGCUAGCGUGCAGUACGCGCGCGCCAUGCCCGACAUCGACGCCCUCAUGCAGGAGUGGCCGCCAGAGGUGGAGGAAACCCUCGGUCGCGUUCAGCUGCCCCCCGCCCGUCUCUCCUGCAGCCUGCCGCAGUACUGCGAUAUCGUCUGCGCCCUGCUGGACGUCCCCGUGUACUGCAGCCGUAUCCAAGCUCUGCACUUGCUUUUUAGUCUUUUCCUGGAGUUCAGAGACUCGCAGCACUUUGCGCGCACCUGACCGCAAUUUAAAAUACAGGUAGUCCCCGGGUUACUCGAUCCAAUUUCGACUUUACCACGCCUGUGUCUCGUCGUUUUUUUUUGUUUUUGUUUUUUUAAAAAAAUGACUUUUGUUUUGUGAUGCACGCUUUUAUUUUGGCGCAGGAAGCAUAGAGCAGGUUGUACUUCCGCACGCAAGUAUGGGGCGCCAUUUGUAUUUUAUGGGUGAAACACGGUAAUAUAACAAGGGUCGCGAUGCAGAAAUUGCAUUAAUGAAGGAGUGGUCGAGGUUUUCUUUUGCAUAUAUUUACCCUCAUAAACGUUUUUUUUCAAUAUUUCUUUGUUUGGAUCGAUUAUUUAUCAUCUAAUAUAUUAUGGAAAAUGCGACAGUAACACAAAAAAUACAAUUGUGAUAGUUAUGAGGUAGGUAUCCGUGACUUUUUUACAGACGCUAAUUCUUUUCAUUGUGACGUAAUUUGUUUAAAAGUUUAAAAUAUGCGAGUGAAUAAUUUUUAAAAGUCGUUUUUUUUAAAACUAAAUAUUAGACAUCAAUUAAUGAUUCUAAGAAUAAAGUUAGACAUUUCGAAUAAUAAAUACGAUUACUUAGCGGUAGCGCGACGUCUGUAAACGGGGGUUUCCAGGGUAAAACAGACAAAUUAAAAAUAAUUCAGGACUCAAGAUGCCUCAAGAAUCUGCUAUGGCAGCAUUUAGACAUCUUGUUCUAUUAAACACAACAGUUCUUUUGGCUUAAAACACAGCAAUUUAUUUUAAAGAGGAGUGCAAGAGCAGAAAUUGCUUUUUCAGCCUUGUCUGUGUUUUCCGCCAUAUGUAUUUGUAAAUAAUAAUUAUUAGUCUUGAAUGUCUAAAUCCAGAACUAGAUAUUUAAAUUUAAAUCUUAAAUAUACAUGUUAAACUUAAAUAUAAAUCUUAAAUUUAUACCCCAAAUCUAAAUAUUAAAUAUAAAUCUUAAAUAAAAAUCCUAAAUCUAAAUCUUGAAUCUAAAUGUUCAACAUAAAUCUCAAAUAUAUAUCUGAACCCUUUAAAGCCUGCAACAUGAGGCAAUUGUCAGAGAAUCCCAAAAUUUAAAAAAAUAAGGUCCUAAUGGUACUUUUUUCAAAUUUGUAAAAAAAGAAAAAUCAAAAUGAUUAAUAAGUGCUCUGAUAUCUACUAUAACCCUUGCUAAAUCCAGAUUUUUUUUUUUCUCAUGGAACCUGCAGAUGCAUCUGUUGACUUG